UCGUGUGCUUUUGCGCCAGCCUCCAGUAUAUAUUCUGGUGUUCGAACUCGCUGUGGUCCACUGCUCUUUCCUCUGAUCGUGUCGAACAGCUGACUAGAGCCUGUCUUCAAACUACUUCUUACUCGAUUCAUCAUCCUUCUGUCUCAACAUAAUUAAAUCGCCGUAUCCCAGCUCAUCAUGGCUUCCACCGACACCACCAAGAAGGCAUCGACCCCCUCUUCCACCUCUUCCACCUCUUCCGCCUCCGCCGCUUCUACCGCUUCUGCCGCUUCUGUCGCCUCUACGGCUGAUUCUACCUCUGAUGAACCAUGGACGCAGCCCAGCAGAGACCCGCUGAACCAAACAGAAAAGCAAUAUCUCAAAGACAACUUUGGCGAUGAAUACCACUUCCUCCGCGAUCACGGCCUGAGAAUCUGGAAGGACGAUGACCGAGAAGACGGCCGCGUUGUGCUGAGGAUGUACAUGGAGGGAAAGCAGAUUUACGGCUGAGGUGCGUACGGAUUCUCUUAAAUCGGAGCUCCGUCUGGAUUGACAUGAUGGCCAGUUUCAUCGGCUUGCUUCCCCUAUCGAAUGGCUGGGAAUUGUGCUAGUUGGCUCCGUGCCAUAUUGGACAUCAAGGUGUCGGAAAGGCGGAAUCCGUUGGGGCUAUUGCAUUGUACGGCUUUGACGGACGACUUGAAGGGCGCCCACCUCCCGCACUGUCUGAUGUGCGAUCGAUCAACUAGGAAAGCAGUAGACGCCUGUGGGAGCUCGCUCUCCAAAUUCAGUAGGAGGAAUGAAAUUUAAUUAAGCACG
Ilyonectria robusta is the source of this 795-nucleotide messenger RNA. RefSeq lists its product as uncharacterized. The transcript has a single exon. NCBI's taxonomy places the organism in Eukaryota, Fungi, Ascomycota, Sordariomycetes, Hypocreales, Nectriaceae. The coding region runs from base 178 to 489 and encodes 103 amino acids. The record is from RefSeq and is a predicted model, not a curated record.